CUGGUACAUUGAUUAAAAGUAGCUUUGUUAUGUUAUUAGACAGAACUGAAGGUCUUGUUACCUGGUCGUUCAAUUCUUCGUAUUAUUUUUGCGUAUUGUAUCUGUGGGCACUGAAGUUGUGCUAUCCAACCAAACUGUUCCCACUUUGUGGCAAUCAUAAGUGCCGACUAGACAUCUCACUGAAUUUUUCACAUUUAAGCAAGAAUGCUAUUAUAGCAGCCCUGGUAAAUAAUCAGUUUCUGUGCGUUCACAACAGUCUAUCAUCACAAAUCCUGGUCUUAGAAGACAUUCAAAAGACAGAUUUAGAGAGCCACCAGCUUAUGGUCCGAUGUGUGACUUACUUUGGUCAGAUCCACUCGAAAACUUUUGUAAUGAAAAGCAUUCGGAAGACUUUACAGAUAAUAGCGUUCGGAGUUGUUCGUUUUUCUACAGUUACUGAUAUUCCAGUCAGAGUAUUGAACAUUUGUACAGAUGACGAGCUCAUAAGUGACGGAGACGCCUCCCUUGAAAAAGCUAAUAACUUUUUCUUUCUUUCUGAUUAUUUUUUUUUGUUUUGGCGUGGCCCCAAAUUUACGCAAGAAAGUUAUCAGAAAGAAGAUCAGGGCGGUUGCAAAAAUGACACGAGUAUUUCCCGUCCUCAGAGAAGAGAGCCAGACUGCCUUGGAGUUGAAAGAACUAACGCCCACGGGUUCCCUUCCAUCGGGAGCACUAUCCGGUGAUGGCAGGAUGUUUCUGAAAAAAAAGGAUGACAAAAAAUGACGGGAACAUCUGCAAGCUUCGUGGACAUACCAGUUAGGUUGGAGUAUCGCUAUCAUUGUAUUACUUUGGGCUUUUUGUGGGCAUCGUUCAUCUGGCAUCACUGACCUAAAUGCCUUCGGUAUCCCAGGUAUUGCCACAGUUAUCUUGAUAUUGAUGUUGUACAUCCGGUACCCAAGAGUAAACAAUGACCACUUUGGAAAAAAAAUAAAUCUCGGUCC
Cotesia congregata is the source of this 977-nucleotide messenger RNA. The record is from the annotation of a GenBank genome assembly. NCBI's taxonomy places the organism in Eukaryota, Metazoa, Arthropoda, Insecta, Hymenoptera, Braconidae.